GUACCAUCAGAGGGUACUGUACAUUGACAUAGAUAUCCACCAUGGAGACGGAGUGGAGGAGGCGUUUUAUACCACCGACAGGGUCAUGACGGUGUCCUUUCAUAAAUAUGGGGAGUACUUCCCAGGAACUGGAGACCUCAGGGAUAUUGGAGCUGGAAAAGGCAAAUACUACGCUGUCAACUUCCCACUGAGGGACGGCAUAGAUGAUGAGUCCUACGAGCAGAUCUUCAAGCCCGUGAUGGCGAAGGUGAUGGAGAUGUACCAGCCCAGCGCCGUGGUUCUCCAGUGUGGCUCGGACUCUCUUUCAGGGGACCGGCUAGGCUGCUUUAACCUCACCAUCCGAGGGCACGCCAAAUGUGUGGAGUACAUGAAGUCCUUCAACCUGCCCCUGCUGAUGCUCGGCGGGGGGGGGUACACCAUUCGGAACGUGGCCCGCUGCUGGACCUACGAGACCGCCGUGGCCCUGGACACAGAGAUCCCAGACGAACUGCCAUAUAACGACUACUUUGAAUACUUCGGACCUGACUUCAAGCUGCACAUCAGUCCGUCCAACAUGACCAACCAGAACACACAGGAAUACUUGGACAAGAUCAAGCAGCGGCUGUUUGAGAACCUGCGGAUGCUGCCCCACGCCCCGGGGGUCCAGAUGCAGGCCAUCCCAGAGGACGUCGUCCCCGACGACAAGCUGGACGAGGACACGGAGGACCCCGACAAGCGCCUGUCCAUCCGCGCCACGGACAAGAGGAUUUCCUGUGAAGAGGAGUUCUCCGACUCUGAGGACGAGGGGGAGGGAGGCCGCAGAAACUCGGCCAGUCACAAGAAGGGGGCCAAACGGCCAAAGGUGGAAGAAGAGCAGAAGGAGGAGGAGGAGAAGAAAGCUGGUCCAGGGAAAGCCUUUAGCCGCUCCCACUGGGAGCACGAGGACCCGCUGGGGUUCUGGCUGGAGGUGCUCAGAGGAGCCUCACAGAUCAGGGCAAAAGAGACUGUUUCAAUGUUCUUC
Menidia menidia (Atlantic silverside) is the source of this 1000-nucleotide messenger RNA. The record is from the annotation of a GenBank genome assembly. Lineage: Eukaryota; Metazoa; Chordata; Actinopteri; Atheriniformes; Atherinopsidae.